UUUUUGUCGCGCAGUUGGAUAAGCUUCAAACGUACGCGCAUCAGCAUUGUAAUUUUAAUUCAUCAUACGCUCGGUUGGGUAAGUCUCAAAGUUCGAACAUAUCCGACCGCAGUGAGCAGUCCACCUCAGCGCGCAGCCCGGGCCAAGUGGCUGACGGCCGGGCACACCUCAGGAGCCACGGCACUACAGUGACCACCACCUUCCGUCGUGACCACGCCACGUCUCGCCCAUGCAGGGACACACUGCCACGGCCUCCCACGUCGCGCCGCUCAGACCACCCCCUGCCGCCCUGCCUAGCUGCUUAUCAAGCGCCCAAGCGCUCUACCGCUUCGCAAACCACAGCUCGCGCGAGGAAGGGGCAACGAAAUACUGUAGCUAACUGGGGACAUGGCGGUGGCGACUGCUCGGUGGCUCGUUCUGCUGCUGGCCAUCUCGGCCGCGGCCGCGACCGCGGCGAACGAAAGAUGGAGGCAGAGCGCUGCGGUCGGUGGCCAGGUGGUGGAGAAGGAGAGGCGGAGGGUGGUGGCCGCUAGCGAGGCCGGCACGGUCAUGGCCGUGGACGUCGCCGACGCGGCGGGCACCGCGUACCAGCUGCACUUCAUCACGAUGGAUCCCGGCGCACUAUUCCUGCCCGUGCAGCUGCACGCCGACAUGGUGUUCUACGUUCACAGCGGGCGGGGUAAGAUUACUUACAUAGAAGAAGGGAACAGUGAACAAAGUUCCCUGGAAGUUGAGCGGGGAGACGUCUACAACUUGGAGCAGGGAACCAUCUUGUACAUCCAGAGCUACCCCAACGCCACGAGACAGCGUCUUCGGAUCUAUGCCAUCUUUACUAGCGAGGGCAUCAACGCAGAUGACCCCUCGAAGCCGACGGUGGAAGCCUAUUCCAGCGUCAGUAACCUGCUCAAAGGAUUCGACGUAGAAGUUCUUCGGCUGGGUUUUGGGGUUCAACGAGAAGUAGCGGAAGCGAUCAAAUCGGCGACGAGACCGCCAUCGAUCAUACCUUACAACCCGGAGGAGAAAGGGGACAAGAAGUCGGACUGGAGGGAGGACAUCGUUGAUGCGCUGUUGGGAGUCCGAGACCCGGAGGAGUUCCUGAACAAGAAAAAGGACAAGCACAAGGGCAAGGGCAAGAAGUCCAAGAGCAAGGCUUUCAACUUCUACUCCGGCAAGCCUGACGUCCAGAACUGCUACGGGUGGAGCCGGUCGAUGACCAGCGAGGACCUCGACACUCUGCACGGUUCCAACAUCGGCAUGUUCAUGGUGAACCUGACCACGGGCUCCAUGAUGGGCCCUCACUGGAACCCGAAGGCGACAGAGAUCGCCAUCGUGACCGACGGGGAAGGGAUCGUGCAGACGGUUUGCCCGAGCAGCAGCCCGUCGGGCGAGAGCAGAAGAGGCUGCCAUGGCCAUGGGUGGGCUGAACCGGGUGGCCGCGGCGAUGACAGAGGCCCCCGGUGCCGGAACUCAGUGUUCCGGGUGAAGGAAGGCGACGUGUUCGUGGGGCCGAGGUUCCACCCGAUGGCGCAAAUGUCAUUCAACAACGACUCGUUCGUGUUCGUCGGGUUCAACACCGACAUGGGGCAGAACCACCCGCAGUUCCUAGCCGGGAAGCGAUCGGUGCUGCAGGCCAUCGACAAGGAGGUAUUGGCCAUGUCACUGGGCCAGGCGAACUCGUCGGCCGUGGAGCAGCUGCUGUCAGCGCAACGCGACUCGACCAUUCUUUCGUGCAUUUCAUGCGCCGAGGAGCUGGAGCAGAAGGCGGAAGAGGAGCAGAGACGGCGGGAGGAGGAGGAAGGGGGUGGGAAGGGACCGGGAAAGCGAGAGGAGGAAGAGAGGAGGGGAGAACAGGAGGAAAGGGAGAGGAGGGAGCGAGAGGAGGAACAAAGGAGGGAGGAGGAAGAGAGGGCAAGGAGGGAGCAUGAGCAGCAGAGGAGGGAGGAGGAAGAGCGAGCUAGAAGAGAGCAAGAGGAGCAGCAGAGGAGGGAGGAGGAAGAGAGGGCAAGAAGAGAGGAAGAGGAGCAGCAAAGGAGGGAGGAGGAAGAGAGGACAAGGAGAGAGAAAGAGGAGCGAAGGCAGCGGGAGGAGGAAGAGAGGGUAAGGAGAGAGAAAGAGGAGCGAAGGCAGCGGGAGGAGGAAGAAAGGGCAAGGAGAGAGCAAGAAGAGGAAGAGAGGGAGGAGGAAGAGGGUGGUGGUGAUGAGCCAAAAAGGGAAGAAGAGGAAGAGGAAGGUGACGAGCCGUCGUAUCACUUGUCCAAGUAACUGAAGAAGCUCUAUAGUGCUAGUAAGGGCGGCGUGUUCAGGAGUGGCCGAGCAGUGUUCUAUAGGGCCGCCGCGCCGUACAAAUAAUGGAGGCCUCCAGUCGCAUAGAGGGCCAGUCACCUCCACUCGCAUAGAGGGCCAGUGGACUUGUGUAGCUCGUUAUGUGUUCACUGCAUUGUUCUGUACCCGCUAAACUAUGCUGCUAGUGUAUAAGCGUACCUACUUGCAUGAUCCCGCUUGUAUGAAAUGUACCGUAAAUGAGCAAAUAAGUUUUCAGA
Messenger RNA from Phragmites australis (common reed), 2540 nucleotides. Its product is annotated as vicilin-like seed storage protein At2g18540. The transcript has 5 exons. NCBI's taxonomy places the organism in Eukaryota, Viridiplantae, Streptophyta, Magnoliopsida, Poales, Poaceae. The record is from RefSeq and is a predicted model, not a curated record. Bases 388 to 2262 code for a protein of 624 amino acids.